Phytophthora sojae is the source of this 715-nucleotide messenger RNA. RefSeq lists its product as hypothetical. The record is from RefSeq and is a predicted model, not a curated record. Lineage: Eukaryota; Oomycota; Peronosporomycetes; Peronosporales; Peronosporaceae. The transcript has a single exon. Bases 65 to 715 code for a protein of 216 amino acids.
GCCGCCAGCCCAGGCACCUUCAUCGAUCGAUCGAUUGAUAGCUAGCCAUCUACACGACGCCAGAAUGCCGCUCCUGCUGCGCCCCGCGGCGCCUAGCCCCUCCAUCGACGAGCUCGCGUUCGCGGUGCCGCUCUCGGCGCAGUCCUCGCAGCGCUCCGUGUCCUCGGCCACGUCCGAGCUGCCGCGCUGCGCCACGCACGGCCGACUGUCAAUGCGCCGCCGCCGCAGCACCGCGGGCACCGAGACGGACUUCCUCGGCUGCGCGGACGAAGCCUGCAGCGACCCGGAGCACCGCCACCACCACCUCAGGAGCAGCCUCGCGCAGCGAGCCAGCCAGCAGAACCUGCGCCGCAGCAGCGGCAUCCUCAAGCCCAAGGACGUCGCGGUCUCGGACGCUGGCUUCCGCGACUCGAAGCUCUCGUCGCGCGACACGCAGCCCGACGACGACCACCUGUCCAGCGACGGCAGCUACGGGUCGGAGGCCGAGCGCGUGUCCAGCGUGCUGAGCUGCGGCUGCUCGUGCGCGGACGCCAACGAGUUCGCCAUCACGUCCUCGGUCGUGGUCAUCGAGGACCGCCAGCUCGCCGUCGUGGACAAGGAGCUGCGCGACUUCCGCAAGACCCUCGUGCGGAAGCUGUACACGCGGCUGACGAAAAUCUCGGGCAUCGGGCGCAAGAAGUCGCCCGCAGUGUCCGCCUCCAAGCCCGUCUGUUGA